Molecule: messenger RNA, 795 nt
Organism: Jaculus jaculus (lesser Egyptian jerboa)
Lineage: Eukaryota; Metazoa; Chordata; Mammalia; Rodentia; Dipodidae
Gene: Acer1
Product: alkaline ceramidase 1
Exons: 6
Coding region: 1-795 (264 amino acids)
Biological process (GO): ceramide metabolic process
Cellular component (GO): membrane
Molecular function (GO): hydrolase activity, acting on carbon-nitrogen (but not peptide) bonds, in linear amides
Source: RefSeq, a predicted model, not a curated record
AUGCCCAGCAUCUUCGCCUACCAGAGCUCCGAGGUGGACUGGUGUGAAAGCAACUUCCAGCACUCAGAGCUGGUGGCCGAGUUCUACAACACGUUCAGCAACAUCUUCUUCUUCAUCUUCGGUCCCCUCAUGAUGUUUCUAAUGCAUCCCUACGCCCAGAGGUACACCAGUGGCAUCUACUACAUCUCACUCCUCUUCAUGGUCAUAGGUCUGUUCUCCAUGUAUUUCCACAUGACACUCAGCUUCCUGGGUCAGCUACUGGACGAGAUCUCCAUCCUUUGGCUGCUGGCCAGCAGCUACAGCCUGUGGAUGCCCCGCUGUUACUACCCCUCCUUCCUGCGGGGGAGCAGGGUACACUUUACCUACCUGGUCAUUAUCAUCUCUGUGAUCAGCACCUUCCUGUCCUUCCUGAAGCCCACCAUCAACGCCUACGCUCUCAAUAGUGUUGCCAUACACAUCCUGUACCUAGUGCACCAGGAGUUCAAGAGGACCAGCAAUAAAGACCUCCGGCACCUCAUCUCAGUCUCUGUGGUCCUUUGGGCCACUGCCCUGACUAGCUGGAUCAGCGACCGCCUCUUCUGUAACUUCUGGCAACGGAUUCAUUUCUUCUACCUGCACAGCAUCUGGCACGUCCUCAUCAGCAUCACCUUCCCGUAUGGUAUCGUCACCAUGGCCUUGGUAGACGCCAGCUACGAGAUGCCAGGCCAAACCCUAAAGGUCCACUACUGGCCACGAGACACUUGGCCCGUGGGACUGCCCUACGUGGAGAUCCAGGAGAAUGAGAAGAACUGCUGA